Molecule: messenger RNA, 1241 nt
Organism: Diprion similis
Lineage: Eukaryota; Metazoa; Arthropoda; Insecta; Hymenoptera; Diprionidae
Product: probable chitinase 2
Exons: 4
Coding region: 15-1193 (392 amino acids)
Biological process (GO): carbohydrate metabolic process; chitin catabolic process
Cellular component (GO): extracellular region
Molecular function (GO): chitin binding; chitinase activity
Source: RefSeq, a predicted model, not a curated record
UUAUCACGUACAACAUGCGGCUGCUCAUCGGAUUUUGUAUCCUGGGACUCAGCUGGCUCACUUUAGUUAAAACUGAACCACAUAAAGUAGUCUGCUACUUUGGAAGUUGGGCGGUAUACCGUCCUGGAAAUGGAAAGAUCGAUAUAUCGAAACUGGACCCGAGCCUCUGCACCCACAUGAUUUACACGUUCGUUGGAAUCACAGAUGCUGGUGAAGUCAAGGUGUUGGAUCCGUGGGCUGACCUCCCCGAUAACGGGGGUAAAGCUGGCUUCCAGAAAUUCAACGCCUUGCGGAAGCGGCAUCCGGGAAUGAAAACUCUCGUGGCAAUCGGGGGUUGGAACGAAGGCUCUCAAAAGUACUCCAGGGUCGCUGGAAAGCCGGCUUUGCGGUCACAUUUUGCUGAAAACGCGGUAGAUUUUGUACUCAAAUACAAAUUCGACGGCCUCGACAUCGACUGGGAAUACCCAAAUCAGCGAGGCGGCAAGCCGGCGGAUGUCAGGAACUUCGUCCUCCUCCUGAAGGAACUUCGGGCUCGCUUUGACGAGCACAAUCUUAUCUUGACCGCCGCUGUUGCCGCAGCCGAAGUCUCUGCCAGCUUGUCAUACAACAUUCCGUCGAUCUCGAAGUACCUCGACUUCAUCAACAUCAUGACCUACGACUUCCAUGGUUCCUGGGAUCACAUUACCGGUCACAAUACUCCUCUCUAUCCAGCGAAACGAGAGACGACAGCAGUUUCUCGGGGUCUUAACGUCAAUGCAUCGGUGAAUUAUUGGCUGAACCACGGCGUACCGGCCAGAAAACUUGUCCUGGGAACAGCGCUUUAUGGAAGGACCUUCACUCUUUCGAAUUCCCGCAAAUACACGCCUGGAUCUGCGGCUUCUGGGCCUGGCAGAGCAGGUCAGUAUACUAGACAACCCGGGAUGUUGGGUUAUAACGAGAUCUGUGAACAACAGUCGCACUCCACCUGGAUUACGGCUUGGGACGUGGAGCAGCGGGUGCCUUAUGCCCACUAUGGCGAUCAGUGGGUCAGCUUUGACAAUGUUAAGAGCAUCACAGAAAAGGCAAACUAUGUCAAGAAGAUGGGGCUCGGAGGUGCCAUGGUUUGGAGCAUCGAAACUGACGACUUUGGGGGCGUCUGUGGGAACAAGUAUCCUCUUCUCAACGCCCUGAACCGCGUGCUGCGAGUUCAAUAAACUGUGUCAGAAGUAUCAAUACUUUAAAUUUAAAGUACAAAUUUUAUG